Diceros bicornis minor is the source of this 602-nucleotide messenger RNA. Its product is annotated as histone H2A type 1-D. The transcript has a single exon. NCBI's taxonomy places the organism in Eukaryota, Metazoa, Chordata, Mammalia, Perissodactyla, Rhinocerotidae. The record is from RefSeq and is a predicted model, not a curated record. Gene Ontology annotation, molecular function: DNA binding; structural constituent of chromatin; protein heterodimerization activity. Gene Ontology annotation, cellular component: nucleosome. Bases 40 to 432 code for a protein of 130 amino acids.
CUUUUUUCUUGUUGAGCAUUGGGCUUAGACAGCAUUAAAAUGUCGGGACGCGGAAAACAAGGUGGUAAGGCCCGCGCCAAGGCCAAGACGCGUUCCUCGAGGGCUGGCCUUCAGUUUCCCGUGGGCCGUGUGCAUCGCCUUCUCCGCAAGGGAAAUUACUCUGAGCGGGUCGGGGCCGGCGCGCCGGUGUAUUUGGCCGCAGUGCUGGAGUACCUGACGGCUGAGAUCCUGGAGCUGGCGGGCAACGCGGCCCGCGACAACAAGAAGACGCGCAUCAUCCCGCGCCAUUUGCAGCUGGCCAUCCGGAACGACGAAGAGCUGAAUAAGUUGUUGGGCAAAGUCACCAUCGCUCAGGGCGGCGUGCUGCCUAACAUCCAGGCCGUGUUGCUGCCCAAGAAGACCGAGAGCCACCACAAGGCCAAGGGGAAGUAAACUGGUGUAUUAGAAUCUUAGAUUCUUGAGUAUCUUAACCAAAGGCUCUUUUAAGAGCCACCCACAUAUUCAUUAAAAGAGCUUACCUUUUCUUGAUCUAACCAGCUGAUUGAAAAUGAUCUUUAGCGUAAUUUAUCAAUCUAAGAAGUAAAUGUCAAUACUUAAACUCU